Messenger RNA from Salvia splendens (bonfire salvia), 1125 nucleotides. Its product is annotated as GRF1-interacting factor 2. The coding region runs from base 158 to 847 and encodes 229 amino acids. The record is from RefSeq and is a predicted model, not a curated record. The transcript is spliced from 5 exons. Lineage: Eukaryota; Viridiplantae; Streptophyta; Magnoliopsida; Lamiales; Lamiaceae.
UCUCAUAAUUUUUCUUUCUACACUUGGUUCUAAUAAUUACUCCAUUUCAGUAGUUAAAAUAGAAUUUGAUUUUGGAAAUCAUACCUGACUUCGGAGCUUUAGGGUUUAAAGUUUUGGGGGGUUUUAGAAAUUUAGAGCAAACGAAGCCAAAAACAAGAUGAGCAAAAUGCCGCCUCAGGGGGUGAACACGCCGCCGUCGAUGCCCCUCAAUCUCGUCUCCACCGAGCAGAUUCAGAAGGAAAUUUCCUCACGGCAUUCAAAAUCACAAAUCACAAAAGGAAAUAUCAUUUUGUUAAUGUCACUUCACAGGUAUUUGGACGAGAACAAAAACUUGAUAAUGGCGAUACUGGAAUGCCAGAAAGUGGGGAAAGUUGCUGAAUGUGCUCAGUAUCAGGCCAUACUUCAGAAAAACUUGAUGUAUUUAGCAGCAAUUGCUGAUGCCCAACCUCCAGGAUCUUCGACACCCUCACAAUUGCAGAUGGCAACUAGCUCGAUGGCACCACGAGGAGAUUCACAUAUGCAGCAGAGUCAGGCAUCAACGGUGCAGCAGCAGCAGCAACAACAACAGCAACAGCAGCAGCAACCCAAAUUGCCUUUCCAGCUGAAUGCACUCCGCCCUCAAGAUCAGCAUAAUCAAAUGCUACAGUUUCAACAACAGCAACUACAGAUGCAACAAGGCCAUUUCAAUCUUGCAGGGGGUGCUAAUAAUGGUUUGCAUAUGCUUAUGUACCCCAGCCAUGGUCAUGCCAAUAUGAUGGACUUGAGAGGAAACCACUCUGGCACCUUGGAGGCAAGUUCUGGCAACGCCCAAGGUAACUCUGGUUUGGGACGUGAUGGCAGAGAAUGAUGGCUGUGUCAUGUGAUUUUGAGCUAGAACACUAAAGAGAAAUUCGUUCGUUACCUAUCAAAACGUUUCUAGUAGUGUUCUCUGGGAGUCCUGCAGCAUUGCGUUUUGUCAUGCAGAUAACGAGCAUGUUUUUGAUGUGGAAAAUUUUCCCAUUUCUAGAUGGAUGGCAUGCUUUUAUGCAUGUUACACAAGCUCAAAUUUGUCUGUGUACUAAGAAACUUGUUUUUAAUUGCAGAAACUUUUCUACAUGCAAUAUAUAACUCAAUGUCGUCACUCAA